Messenger RNA from Purpureocillium lilacinum, 240 nucleotides. The record is from RefSeq and is a predicted model, not a curated record. Lineage: Eukaryota; Fungi; Ascomycota; Sordariomycetes; Hypocreales; Ophiocordycipitaceae.
AUGCUCUGUGUGGGAUCCGUGGGCGACUGCGCAGAUGGCGUCAGCCCCUGGUGGUGUGCCCACUCAGUGUUGAGCGAGACGACGCCGGCGCUCUCGAGCAAGUCACUCCAGUAUCGGUCUGCGUGGUGUGUAUCCGCCAGUAAAUGGGAGUUGUUUUCGAAUCGCAUCGUCGUGUUGUAUGACCACAGAUCCGAGAGGCCGUCGAGCGAGACCUUGGACCCCAGCGACCGCCGUGACUGA